This is a messenger RNA of Funneliformis geosporum, 162 nucleotides long. The record is from the annotation of a GenBank genome assembly. Lineage: Eukaryota; Fungi; Glomeromycota; Glomeromycetes; Glomerales; Glomeraceae.
GUUAUACAAAUGAUUAAUUAUGGUUAUUCAUUAAGAGUAGCAGCCUUUAAUGAUGGUGUGAAAAUUAAUGUAUUAGCAAGAAAGAUGGCAGGAAGGUUUACUCCUCUUAAUCCAUUUAAUAAUAGCACUGGAAUUACGGUUGCUACUUCAGCAUUAUUUAUA